GACUCUUUGUGUGGCACCUGAAGAGCUGUGGCGCACGGCACAUCCCGUGCCAGUUCGUGCACCUUUGCCAUGUAGCCAACAACAGGUUGAUUACAUUUCAGUACUUCAACUUUCUCAAACGAAUGUAUGUAACACAGUACAACAACGACCUCAGCCAACGAGCCAAACCCAAGCCUGAUGCAGUUGUGUCUCCUUUCCGUGACCUUCAGCAAUUGGAUCAGGACAAAAAGGUUAUACACAAGAUCAGCCCAAUUUCACCUGUUCAUCAGCCUUGGUGUGAGGCACCAAGCAGAAAUGAGCUGAGAGAAAUGAAGUCAGCUGCAGAAACUGAAGAGUGCUUCCCAGCAGUAAAAGCAGAAUCCAAAGAAGACAGACAAUGGAAAGAGAUGAAGCUAAAGCUGGAGGAUUUGCCAGGGAUUUUGGCACGCUUGUCCAAGAUCAAGCUUACAG
Messenger RNA from Acanthisitta chloris (rifleman), 450 nucleotides. Its product is annotated as protoheme IX farnesyltransferase, mitochondrial. Gene Ontology annotation, cellular component: mitochondrion; membrane. Gene Ontology annotation, molecular function: protoheme IX farnesyltransferase activity. The transcript is spliced from 2 exons. NCBI's taxonomy places the organism in Eukaryota, Metazoa, Chordata, Aves, Passeriformes, Acanthisittidae. The record is from RefSeq and is a predicted model, not a curated record. The annotation marks the transcript as partial. Gene Ontology annotation, biological process: heme biosynthetic process.